GUAACGGCUACUAUGAGAUUUGCUACUCUGUUUUGUGUUCUGUUUCUUCUUCUUCGAUUUGGUGAUGCGAUCAUCGUCCCAGUUGAUUUCUUGGCUCUUCAAGCGAUUCGUAAGUCGUUAGAUGAUUUACCAGGUUCUAAUUUCUUCGAUUCUUGGGAUUUCACCUCAGACCCUUGCAGCUUCGCCGGUGUUUUCUGCGACGGUGAUAAAGUAACGGCGCUUAACCUCGGUGAUCAAAAUGCCGGUUCGCCCGGUUUAUCUGGUCAGAUUGAUCCGGCUAUUGGAAAACUCUCUGCUUUAACAGAGCUCUCAAUCGUACCGGGUCGGAUCAUGGGCUCGCUACCGCACACAAUCUCGCAGUCGAAGAAUCUCCGGUUCCUCGCUAUCAGUCGGAAUUUUCUCUCCGGCGAGAUUCCGGCGAGUCUCGGCGAGCUUACGGGACUCAAAACACUCGAUCUGAGCUAUAAUCAGCUAACCGGGUCGAUUCCUCCGUCAAUCGGAUUCUUACCGGAGCUAUCCAAUCUGAUUCUAUGUCACAAUCACUUGAACGGAUCGAUUCCUCAGUUCCUCUCGCAAACGUUAACCCGAAUCGAUCUCAAACGGAACAAUCUCACCGGCGUUAUUUCUCCGACGUCUCUUCCCCCGUCGAUGCAAUACCUCUCGCUCGCUUGGAACCAGUUAACCGGACGAGUAGACCGGGUUUUACUCAGAUUAAACCAGCUCAAUUACCUCGAUCUCAGCUUAAACCGGUUCACCGGCGCAAUCCCCGGUCAGAUCUUCACCUUCCCGAUAACCAACCUCCAAUUACAACGCAAUUUCUUCUACGGCGCGAUUCAACCGGCGAAUGAAGUAACGAUUCCGACCGUCGAUUUAAGCUACAACAGAUUCUCCGGCGAGCUUUCGCCGCUUCUCUCCAACGUACAGAAUCUAUACCUGAACAAUAACCGGUUCACCGGUCAAGUCCCGGUUAGCUUCGUGGAUCGGUUAUUGGCAGCGAAUAUACAAACACUCUACCUCCAACACAACUUCUUCACGGGGAUACAGAUUAGCCCGGCGGCGGAUAUCCCGGUGAGCAGCUCGCUGUGUCUACAAUACAACUGUAUGGUGCUACCGGUACAGACGCCGUGUCCGGUUAAGGCCGGUUCGCAGAAAACAAGACCCACAACGCAGUGCAACGAGUGGCGAGGGUAGAAACGUAAUUCCGGCAGUUAUUUAUUUCUCUCCGGUUAUUUUGUUAUAACUCUCUUUUCGAGUUUCGAUGGUCGCAAAAAAACAAAAAAAAAAUAACGAUUUGUUUAUUCGUUGGUGACUUUGUGAAUGUGGUGUAAUGAUAAUGAUGAUGAUUCGAAUAAAAUGAGUAACGCCUAUAUUAUCA
Messenger RNA from Camelina sativa (false flax), 1375 nucleotides. NCBI's taxonomy places the organism in Eukaryota, Viridiplantae, Streptophyta, Magnoliopsida, Brassicales, Brassicaceae. The record is from RefSeq and is a predicted model, not a curated record.